Molecule: messenger RNA, 1057 nt
Organism: Solanum stenotomum
Lineage: Eukaryota; Viridiplantae; Streptophyta; Magnoliopsida; Solanales; Solanaceae
Product: PHD finger protein ALFIN-LIKE 2-like
Exons: 4
Coding region: 69-806 (245 amino acids)
Biological process (GO): regulation of DNA-templated transcription
Cellular component (GO): nucleus
Molecular function (GO): histone binding; transcription coregulator activity; transcription cis-regulatory region binding
Source: RefSeq, a predicted model, not a curated record
CACCGAGUCUGCAGUAUAGUUACUUGUCGCACACCCAGAAAUAGGUGUGACUUGUAAUUGACUGACGCAUGGCUACCAACUCUUCCUCCCACAGCCCUCGCACCGUUGAGGAGAUCUUCAAAGACUUCUCAGCCCGUCACGCCGCCGUCCUCCGUGCCCUCACUAGCGAUGUGGAGGAAUUUUACUCACAGUGCGAUCCAGAGAGAGACAAUUUGUGUUUGUAUGGGCAUCCAAAUGACUCUUGGGAAGUUGCUGUUCCGGCCGAGGAAGUUCCGCCGGAGUUACCGGAGCCGGUGUUAGGUAUCAAUUUUGCCAGGGAUGGGAUGGAGCGGAGAGACUGGUUGUCUUUAGUUGCUAUGCACACAGAUUCGUGGCUGCUCUCUGUCGCUUUCUACUUUGGUGCUCGCCUAAACAGAAACGAAAGGAGUCGUGUGUUUACCCUGAUAAAUGAUCUACCAACUGUCUUUGAAGCCGUGACUGGGAGGAAGCCUUUAAAGGACAAACCUAGUGUUGAUAGUGGAAAGAAAUCAAAGAACAAUGCAAAGAGAGAAAAACCAAUGAAAGCUAAUCAAAGGCUACACGAGGAGAGUGAUGAAGAGGAUGAAGGGAAUGAAGAUGAGCAUGAAGAAACUCUAUGUGGAAGUUGUGGAACAAAUGGCAAUGAGGACGAGUUCUGGAUUGGAUGUGAUAUAUGUGAAAAGUGGUUUCAUGGCAAGUGUGUGAAAAUAACUCCUGCAAAGGCUCAAAGUAUCAAGGAAUACAGAUGUCCUUCAUGCAGCAAUAAAAGGGCAAAACAUAUGGGUUGAGUUAUAGCUUUAGGAAGAGUUGAGUUCAUGUUUAGCAUAAACUGAAGAUUUCUUAAAUCUGCAGAUGAACCCCCUGACCUGCACAACUCCCAUUCUGCAGCCCCUUACUCUGUCUUUAACUUAUACUUUUGUUUCUUUUCUCAAAAGUUAUUUCUGUUUGUUGCUAGUUUACAGAUGUAGCUUUAUAUCAGGAGGGAUAAAAUCAAGUUCCUUGUAACUGUUGGCAUGUUCAGUUCCUUUUCGUAUAACUC